AUGGCUAAUGAUACAGCACAUCAGGGGGGCCGGACGCUGGCACAUGGUCCCAUCAUGUGUGUGAAAUGCGAGGCAGAGCUCUCCUUCACUCUCGAGCCCAGUGACAUCAUUGCGGUGCAAGAGCAGCCGCUGAUGCUGCACUGCCAGGUGGACGGCAUCCCGCCCAUCACCACGCAGUGGCGGCGCAACGGCCUGCUUCUGACUCAGGCCCAGCACUGCACCACCUUCAUCAACGGCUCGCUGCUGAUCGGUCGCUUCCAGCAGACCAAGCCCGACGGUUCGUCUGACGAGGGGGACUACGAGUGCAUGGUCCAGAAUCCUUUCGGGCUGGUGGUCAGUCGCAAAGCCCGCGUGCAGGCAGCCACAAUGGCGGAUUUCCACGUCCAGCCGGAAUCGGUAUACGUUGAGGAGUCCAGCGUGGCCCGAUUCCAGUGCCAGAUCCACGGUCUCCCAGAGCCCGUCAUCAGCUGGGAGAAAGACGGCCGUCCGGUCGACACCAAGGACGAGAGCCCAGGAAGUGGGACGGAAGGCGACCCCCCGGCAGAGUUUGUGCUGCCUCCGCAGUCCAUCGCCCGGCCCAUCGGCACCACCGCCAUCUUCACUUGCCAAGCGCAGGGCGAGCCCUUCCCCCAGCUCAUGCUGAAGAAUGGGCAGAUCCUGGAGCCGGGGGGUCACGUCAAACUCAGGAACAACAACAGCACGCUGACGAUAUACGGCAUAAGCCAGGACGACGAGGCCAUCUACCAGUGCAUCGCCGAGAACAGCGCCGGCUCCACGCAGGCCAGCGCCCGCCUCACCGUGCUCUGGGCAGACGGGCUCCCCGGGGCGCCCGCCGCCGUGCGGGCCGAGGCCCUCGCCCCCAACGCCAUCCAGGUGUCCUGGAACGAGCCCAACCAGAACACCCAGGACAUCAUCGGCUACGUGCUGCACAUCCGCAGGACCUCAGACCCGUUGGAAAUGGAAUACCAGGAGGCAGUCAGCAAAGUGACGCUCCAGCAAGUGAUCGGGGAUUUGGAGCCUUCCACCAGUUACACCUUCUAUGUCAAGGCCUACACAUCCCGUGGGGCCAGCAAGCCGUCUGAUAGUGCAACGGAGAGUACCCUAGGGGAGGUACCAGCGCCCCCCUCCCUCUUCAUCAAGGUGCUGAACAGCAGCGUAGUGCAGGCAAUGUGGGAGCCUUCCUCCAAGAUGGGCCAUCACAAGGGCUUCAGGCUUUAUUACAGAAGGGCUCAUACACCGCUAUUCAUCGGACCCUUCACCCUGCCUGGCAACAUCACUCACUACAACUUCACUCAGCUGGAUCCUGCAUUGGUCUAUGAGAUAAAGCUGCUUGCUUACAACCAACAUGGGGAUGGCAAUGCUACCUUGCGGUUCGUUUCACUCAGGGAGGCGAUGGAGAGGCCAGCGCUACACACCCCGCGUGACUGUGUGAGAGAUGAACAGAGCAAGACAUCCACCACGGGCAUCAUUAUCGGCAUUCACAUUGGAGUCACCUGCAUCGUCUUUUGUGUGCUCUUCCUCGUCUUCAGCUACAGGGGCAGGUUAAUGAUGUGUAAAACGGUUCAGGCCACCCCUCAAGCAGGGCGCAUUGCGGUGCUGGAGUCCUCCUCCUCUUCCCAGGGGGGCGCUGGCCUGAACCAGCCCGCCAGGGGAGAGAUGCAGCUCAGCAGCAGCGUUGCGGGGAAGAGUCCGGUCGACAGCAACGAGCUGGAGAGACUCUUCUCCGGCCCCGGCUCACAAGACCCGUACACGACCUCCCUCGUCUCCCACCCGCCAAACGACACCCAGCUGUCUACGAUACCACUGGACGAGUUUGCCUUGGAGCGGGACAACGAGACGCCACUGCAGGAGCCCCCUGCCUGCAGAGCGGGCCGGCAGGACCAAGGGUGA
This is a messenger RNA of Lampris incognitus (smalleye Pacific opah), 1890 nucleotides long. RefSeq names its product immunoglobulin superfamily, DCC subclass, member 3 (gene igdcc3). Gene Ontology annotation, molecular function: protein binding. Gene Ontology annotation, cellular component: axon; plasma membrane. Gene Ontology annotation, biological process: cell-cell adhesion; axon guidance. The record is from RefSeq and is a predicted model, not a curated record. Lineage: Eukaryota; Metazoa; Chordata; Actinopteri; Lampriformes; Lampridae.